AACAGUUCUGUGAAUUUCACUUGGCAAAACACUGGGCUUAUUCACACUGUGUAGGCCUACAUGACACAAUAACAGUGUUAUUAAACAUAUUAAGAUUGUUACAUAAAAUAAGAUUGUUUCACCUACGUUUUAGCCAUGUUGAGACAAGCCAGGGUUCGUCCGGCUGAGUCCGAAUCGCCGAGAUGUGCUACUCAGUCGGUUGAACUCGAAACCGUCGGAAAUCAGGGUACAAGGUGGAGGCUCUGUCUGUGCCUGGGACUCCAAGCGGACACGAAGAAGAAACAACAGCGUCGUCAAGUGUGGAGAAUGGUGGUAAUGACACUCAUCCCGAUCCUGGCUCUGGCAAUCCUGGCGGUAGUUCUGAUGACCAACUCCAGUGCCGACAACGUCCGGCUGCAAUGGCUGAGGAACGAGGUCGGCGGUAGCGUGGAGAACGCCGGUCAGUUGAUCCACCGCCUGCAGAUCGAGAGGGGAAUGACCGCCUUCUACCUGUCAUCCGGCAACAGAGAGGAGCUGGACAAUCUCCAGGGCAUCUACGAGCAGACCGACUCGGCCAUCGACAGAAUCUCCUGGGUUAACGACAACUCCCAUGCGGCCCCGGCAUUUUUUGAACAUAAGGAGUACUACCGGGCUCAUCUGAUCCGCUUUAGAAAGAAUCUCGUGUCACCAGAAGGGAUAAAUGUGACCAUCUCCGACGUCAUGAUCUUCUACACAAAUGACAUUGACAUUAUCUUAGGGUGGCUUGCAAUGGGAAUAAAGCUUUAUGAUCCCGCCGGCGGGCUCUGGUCCAAACUCAUCUCUUACCAGCUACUGCUUCUAGCCAAAGAGCACACCGGCAAAGAGAGAGCCAUCGGAAGUACGUUCUACUCUCGCGGGGGUUUCAGCCAAAACAAUGACUUCAUCUGGUUCAUGAACGAGAGUGUCGCGGGAAAGAGGUUCCUUGACAUAGCCUUACAGUUCUCAUUGUUUCUGGAAGAAGCCUCAGAGGGGAUAAUCGACGACACUGUGACGAGUCAAAUCGAGGACAUGCGAUCCGAGAUCCAUCUCAAUAAUCACCAGUUGCUGGAACCGUCACUAGCCAAGGGUGACAGGUGGUUCCAAAAUAUGACCCAUUUCAUCAACGACCUCCUCCAAUUACAGACUAAAAUGGGCAACUCGAUCAUAGAGGAGCUGAACUCCGACAUGCGGUGGAGCUUGUCCUACGUGGUGGCCUACGCCUUUCUGCUCUCCACGGUUCUCAUCACGGGUCCACUGAUCAUCCGGGGCAUCAUCCGCCAGACCCAUCGCAUCCAACAGGUAGGCGACUCCCUGCAUCGCAAGACGCUGGAGCUCCGAGAAGAGAAGAUGAAGUCGGACUCGCUACUGUAUCAGAUGCUUCCAAAGGUGGUAGCUGAGCAACUCAAGCUCACGGGCCAAACACCCGCCGAGAGCUACGACGAAGUGACGGUGUUCUUUUCAGAUUUGGUCAACUUCACUGCCAUGUCUGCAAUUAGCACCCCCAUGCAGGUACGGUUUUUUUUUUUUAAUUCAUAGUAACAGUGACAAUGUUUACACCGAAUGAUCUUGAAAUAUGGCGCGGAUGAGUUUCAACAGAAUACCAAUAGCUCCCUUGUGGUG
Messenger RNA from Patiria miniata (bat star), 1617 nucleotides. RefSeq lists its product as uncharacterized. Gene Ontology annotation, molecular function: peptide receptor activity; guanylate cyclase activity. The transcript has a single exon. Gene Ontology annotation, biological process: receptor guanylyl cyclase signaling pathway; intracellular signal transduction; cGMP biosynthetic process. The coding region runs from base 136 to 1533 and encodes 465 amino acids. Lineage: Eukaryota; Metazoa; Echinodermata; Asteroidea; Valvatida; Asterinidae. The record is from RefSeq and is a predicted model, not a curated record.